AUGCGUGAUCGAGCAGCAAAAUUACAAAAAGAAAAAGAACGUGAUGAACGAAAACAACAGGGUCGUGAAAGAAAACAAAAAGGUGAACAUGACAAAGUUCUCAAUGCUAUUCGUCAACGAAAUAUUCAUUUACAAGAAGAUCCAAGUAUUGAUAUAUUUAAUAUAAAUGCAAAUCCAGCUGGUAGUUGUGUGCAAUUAAAUGAAUCCAAUCAAUUAUUGACAUUUCCUGUUGUUUUUCUCUAUCCAGAAUAUAUACAAACGGAUUAUAUCAAAGAAUUUCAUGAAAAUACAAAACUUAGUGAUCAAUUAUCUGUUAUGUUCGAAUCUCGUCCACCUUGGGAUGAAGAAGGAAAAUAUACAUUAGAUCGAAUUGGAAUCUAUUAUGAAGAUCGUAAUAAACAUGAAUUAAAAAUGAUUUCAUCCAAUAAAACAUUACUUGAAGUACUUCAAUUACCAGGAUAUAUUGUUCAACUUGGUAUGCCAAGUUUUAUAAUCAUGGUUCCUGAUUCACCAUUUGCUAAGCAUUAUUUAAAAAUGUAUUCAACUUUGUGA
This is a messenger RNA of Rotaria sordida, 552 nucleotides long. NCBI's taxonomy places the organism in Eukaryota, Metazoa, Rotifera, Eurotatoria, Philodinida, Philodinidae. The record is from the annotation of a GenBank genome assembly.